UCGUAAUUCGUAUUCGUAUUUGGUGUAAAAGUACAACGGUACAACAAUCUCUGGCACAACGUGCCUGAGGAUAAUGGUCAUAUAACGUAAUAUUAACAAAGUUAUCGGUGUAGUUGUCACGUACUUGUGUUGUUUUAUAAUAUGUUGCCGCACACAAUACAUAAAUGAAAAACGUUUUCAUUUUCACUUGUAUUUAUAUAAUGUCGCUCGUUCAGUUAUGAAUAAUUUAUUAUUUUAAUCAAUUACACAUUGCACAAAGUCUGUAAGUCAGUCUCAACACACCAUGGAGCCUAAUAAAAACGAUUGCAUUGAUGUGGCAAUACCCAAAGAUGCAGUGGAAGUUAAAGUGACCAACAUGAUUAAUCCUUACUACAUCAGAGUUUAUGAAGUAGCAAAAACGUGCACAAGAAACAACAAUUUAACUAGGGUGCUCCAAAAAAUAGAAAAAUCUCAGCUAAAAAAGAAAAAUUUGCAUUCCAAAAGUAUUGCUCUUGGUGAUAAUGUGAUUGUAUCACUGAGUAGCAUAAAUGAUGAACAAUAUGACCUUCCUGAUUGGAUAUGCAGAGGUAUUGUUACUGACACAACUUCAAACUCAUCGGAAGUAUUUCUUAUAGAUUAUGGCAUAGCUAUUAAUGUUCCUACCACGUCUCUUGUACAGUAUAAAGACAGUCAAGUUCCAGUAGAGCACUUCACAUUAACUGUUGGGUUGUAUAAUAUUGUGCCUCUUGAUUCGAAACUUUGGAGUGUUCAAAAAGACUGGUCAGAUAAUACUUUGAAUUUUAUAAGACAGUUGUUUCAAGUAUCAAAAAAGACUUAUUUUCAAGUUUUAGCCAAUGACUACAAAAAUGGAAAAUUGUAUGGAGAUUUUUUUCUUGUGAUUGAAGAAAGAAACAUUUGUUUGAGUAAAAUAUUGAUAUGUAGUUUGAAAGCUGUUCCUCUUGCUAAAGAACUAAAAGCAGCCAUAAAGAAUGAUACUGAUGAACCGAAAAUUUCUUUUUCAUAUCAAAUGAACACUCCCAAAGACAACGAAAAAGUUAGCCAGAAAACAAACGAGAAUGUUACAACGAUUGAAAAAAAAAAGUUUUAUACCAAAAACAAGUUUCUUAAUAAAGAAAAAAUGCUUAUUCGAAGUGAAUUAUCAAUUGAACCUUUGGAACAUUUAUCUGAAGCACGAUUUACCUCAGGCAUACAUAAGGCUCUCAAUAACAAUGGGGUUCGUACACCCAAACACAUACAAACAUACAUGUGGCCUGCUGUCAGGAAAGGUUUUAACACUGUUGCUGUUGGCACAACGGAAUCUGGAAAAACUAUUGGUUACUUGGUCCCAAUGAUAAGUUGCGUCACAAAUCGUGAAGAGAAUACAUUAGAAAAUAAAAAAAGCUGUCUCGGGGCACAACCGAUAGUUCUAAUUUUGUGUACAAACAUAUCUGACUGUAUUUAUGUAGCUGAUAACUGCAAUCGUCUUUUAUAUGAGUACAAGUCCGUCAAAUGUUACGCAGCUUUUAACGGAAUAUCAGACAAAACGCUUAUGACAAAAAUAUUGAAUAAGUUUAAUAUUUUAAUUACAACACCGCCUUUUCUACUCAGAUUACUGGACUCUGAUAUGUUUGCCAAAAAAAUAGAUUUCUCAGAUUUGUCAUGCUUGAUACUGGACAAAGCUGACCUAAUACUAGAAAAGUACCGACAAGAAGUAUUGACUUUAAUUAAGCGUCAUAAUAUCAUCGACUCAGGACGACAAAAUCUCCUUCAUUCAGGAAAAAUGCAAGUCGUUGCUGUAUCAGACACCUGGACUGAAAGACUCCAGUCAUUCAUAGAAGUAUUUAUUCCACAACCUUACGUAUGUAUUGGCUCAUUUGUGGAAGCAGCUGCAUACUGUAAAGUCAGAGGAAGAAUGCUGAUUUGUCAUUCCAAAGAUAAAAUGAACAAACUUUUGGACGUCCUUAUGGAUUACUCGAAAAAUAAGACAAUGAUAUUUUGCAUUAACAGCGAAGAAGCUAUUAAAUUAAAUAACUUUCUUUUAUCGCAAUCUGUUAAAACAUUGUUGGUCCAUGAAGACAUGGAAAUCCUAAAAAUUGAGGCAAUCAAAGAAGUUUGGGAUAGAUGUUUAUCAGGGAUUUACCCUGUCGUCAUUUGCACUGAUCAAGUUGCAUUCGAACUUGACAUUUCAGAUAUAGAAUUUGUAAUUCACUACACAGUGACCAAUAUUUCUAAAACUAAAUUCAGCCAAAGAUUUUUUGUUUUCAUGGAUCACUGGAUUCAGGAGACAAAAAAUAAUUGCAAAGUCAUGGUUUUGUUCGACGAAACUAAAGAAAACGUUCACUUCAAAGGAGUCAUAAAUGUUUUAAAAAGACUGAAAGUCGAUCUGCCGAGUGAUUGGGACCAAAUAGCUGACGGCUUGGAUAUGGCAGCAGAUCUUAAGAAAAAACAUUAUCCUAUUUGUGACCAAAUCAAAAUGUUUGGAUAUUGCAAAAAUAAUUCUUGCACAUACCGCCAUCGUGUUAUGGCUGAUGCUGAUAAACCAACAUUCCACAUAUCCAUUGGUGAUGAGUUGAAGUUAAUCAUCUUGGCUACACAUGGCGCGAAUUAUUUGACGGCUCGAAUAAUGGAAGUUAUUAAAACAUGCGAGAAAACGGGAUCCAAAACCACAAAGGAAUAUUCGUACAGUAUAGAGGCUACCAAGUUACAAACAAGAUUAAAAAAUUUCUUUGCAAACUCUCUCAACAGGGUUUCACUGAAGGAUGUAGUUGUUGGCAAAAUUUGCGCGCUUAGGUACAUUAGCGCUUACUCACGAGUACAAGUACUGAAAGUUAUUGAGUAUGAUCCUAAAACUGAAAAGCCAAGGAUUGUUCGUCUUCGAUCUGUAGAUGAUGGCAAAAUACACGAAAAGGCUUUUGUUUACGAUCUGUUUGAGCUUCCCGAAAAUUUAGCGAGUGUACAAUUACCAGUAAUUGAAGUGAUCUUAGUUAAUAUUGCACCUUUUGAUGAAGAAACUAAAUGGACUGAUUUAGCCACUACAGAGUGUAACGAUUGGUACAAGAGAGAAAUUACCUCUACAGUAAAUGCUUACGCAAAGGUGCUCCUGCAAAUCGGUAAUUGCAUAUUUACAGAGUCUCUCAUAGCUAGCAGAAAAUCCAAAGGUUAUGAAAAUUUAAAGUUGUCGUCGUUGAAAGAUUCAAUACUGAAAAAUGGACAUGCCACAAAAAAUGAAAGUCAUUUGGAAAGCUUAGUAAACUUAUGUAUUAAUGGUGGUAUAACAGAAAUCAAUGGUUCACCAAUUAGAUUGCCUGAGAAAAACAAAAAUUCUCUGGAUGAUUGCGAUUAAUCAGAUCAAUAAAAAGUUCCUUUCGUCCCUUUCAAAUUUAUAAGUAUUUUCAUUGUACUAAAGAUUCGUUUGAAAAGUUGUAGUUUGUAUUAAAAUCUAAUGGAUCUUGCAAAACCUUGAAUCUCAACUAUUUUGUGAUCUUUUUAUUACAUAAGUUAUUUUUUUAUAUUAAAUACAUGUUAAACAAU
Copidosoma floridanum is the source of this 3510-nucleotide messenger RNA. RefSeq names its product putative ATP-dependent RNA helicase TDRD12. The record is from RefSeq and is a predicted model, not a curated record. Gene Ontology annotation, biological process: germ-line stem cell division. Gene Ontology annotation, molecular function: nucleic acid binding; ATP binding. NCBI's taxonomy places the organism in Eukaryota, Metazoa, Arthropoda, Insecta, Hymenoptera, Encyrtidae.